This is a messenger RNA of Wasmannia auropunctata (little fire ant), 2501 nucleotides long. RefSeq names its product calcium uniporter protein, mitochondrial (gene MCU). The record is from RefSeq and is a predicted model, not a curated record. Gene Ontology annotation, biological process: calcium import into the mitochondrion; mitochondrial calcium ion homeostasis. The coding region runs from base 207 to 1481 and encodes 424 amino acids. Gene Ontology annotation, cellular component: mitochondrial inner membrane; uniplex complex. Gene Ontology annotation, molecular function: calcium channel activity; uniporter activity. The transcript is spliced from 7 exons. Lineage: Eukaryota; Metazoa; Arthropoda; Insecta; Hymenoptera; Formicidae.
CCGCCGCGGACGGUAGUCGUUCGUAGCCGGUUCGCUGAAAGCCGCGCGACGCGGGUGGUAGGCGGGUGGCGUUUGUUGUCCCGUGGGUCGACUCGUGCGCGCGAGGGAGGUCCAAGAGAGCGAGGAACGGCGGGCGACACCGCGCGUGCUGCUCGUGGAACGUCGUCGGUACGGUGCGUCCGGGUUCUUCGACAGGCGGCGACGAAAUGGCAGCGGUAUCGUGUCGGGCGAUAUUCGUCGUGAGGUGGUGCGAGAUGAGCCGCGUGCUGACCGCCACGUCCUACCUGGCCGCGACGAGGAGGUACCGAAAGGAAACAUGGUGCAGGCGGUGGUGGUACAUCUCUCAACGGAGCGUCUCCCUGUCGGCCAGUUCCUAUUCGCCAAAGUUAAAUCCACUUCUGAUGAAGCAACUCAAAGAGCCUAAAGCCAUGGAGAAAGAAGCGAAGAAGACUGCGAGGAUUACGUCAGCGGAAAAGGUGGAGACCGGUGAGAAUAUCGGUCCGGGUGUCAGCGUGGCGUAUCACCGGGGACUUCCCAGGAUCACGGUGCCUCUGCCAUCCAGGAGGGAACACUGCUCGUUCACUAUGAAGCCGAUUACGCACACGGUCGGCAAUUUUUUAGAUAUGCUGAAGAUGGAGGACCGCGGCAUUGAUCGAGCGUGCAUAACGUCGCUAGAUGGCGUCAGGAUAGCCUCCAGUAACACGAUAGAGUCGCUUUUAGAGGAGGAUUUCAAAUUAUUAAUAAACGAUAACGAAUUCAUUGUCUCGCCGCCGUUGCAAGAAAGGUGCACGACAGAGGAUUUACAGAAACUCGGGGACGUGCAGGCGCUCGUGGCGCAAUUGUUCGAGGCGUUCCACGUGCGGGAAUAUCACAUCGACAUGGAGAGAUCUGUCGUCGCCGAGCUGGAGAAUAUUAGGCUACAGCUGGUACCAAUGGAACAGAAAUUGCAAGAGAUACAAAAUGCCGCUUACAAGAGGGCGAAUUUUUAUAUCUGGACGUUCCUAGUCAUGAUGUCUAUCCAAUUCGGGGCGUUGGCCAGAUUAACCUGGUGGGAAUACUCGUGGGACAUAAUGGAGCCCGUCACAUACUUCGUCACUUACGGCACUACUAUGAUGUGGUUUAUUUAUUACCUCGUGACUCGACAGGAAUACAUGCUACCGGACGUGUUGAAUAGGCGACACCUAAUAGUGCUUCACAGAAGAGCGCGAAAGGUCGGGCUCGACCUCAUCUUGUACAAUCAGUUGAAGGAACGCGCGUACGAGUUGGAGACCACGUUGAAAAUUAUUCGCGGCCCUUUAUACGAUUACAAGACUCAACGGGAGCGGCAGCAGCGCGCCCGAUCAAGUAGCUCCAGUAGCUCAAGAUCGCCGAGUUCCUCGCCUAGCCCUAGUCCUAGCCCCGAAAGAGACGUUCCUAAUAAAGUUAUCCCCGAGUCGGACAUGCCGAGGAAUUACGCCGAGGAAGUACGCCGAGGAGUAUAAAAUUCUAUUCACAAGGUGUUCAAUGACGAAGGUGCGCGCGCGACGGAGCCGGAAUGUAACAGAAUCAACGAUUACCGAUCGCUUAAUAAAUCGACGUUAUCUUCUUCCAACGAAGUACACACUUAGAAGAAAAAGAAGAAGAAGAAAAAGACUUCCCUCUCUCGAGUACCAAAGCGAUGCACUCAGGGUAAUUUUCAAGUCCGCAGAAUCGGACUGCUGCAUGAUCGGAAUUGCGAGACUGAAGUGGAGAUGUAAUUUAUUUUUGUGUUUGUGUGCGUUUACGUGAAGGUACCCCCGCAGUGAUAUCUCAGAUCUCGAGUCAGUCUUCCAAGUAGUGUAUCGGCGGUAACCAACUUUCGUCACGCGCAAUGCAUUUCAUAGGCCGACAUAUAGGCAGUUAAAGUGGAUUAUCGAAUGCUCAAUACUGUCGACGUGUUUGGAAGACGUUAGAGAAAGAUAUAUAAGAGAUAAAGAGAGUACACCAAGCGUCAUAAAUAGUUUAAUAGUCACUAGAUAAGCAUAUCCUUCGUCUCCAGUUAGUACUUCGAAGAAGUGACGCAUUUCACAAAGAUUUUAUAAGGGUUUUAUAAUAAAAAAAAGUACAUUUUAUUUGACGAACGAUCAAAAUCACGUCGGACAUUUAGUAUCUUGCAUGACGCUCUUUCCGAAAGUGCUCCUGGAAAAUGCAUCGAGGAAAUGUUAAAUCAUUUACGACGCUUACGUGUACGUUUACUAUUUUGAUUAACUCUUUGUUGCAUUUAGUGUUAAUCGGAAAGUUAUAUCCCGAGAGAUAUCAACGGAUUGUUGUUGUAGAUUACCUCGUCACUUUAUCAGCUGGUUUUAGCACUAAUACAACCGUCUCUCAUGCUCGGCCGAAUUAUAUAUUAUAAUGAAUCUCAAUGCUCUGUAAUUUGAAUCACAGCUUUUGCGCACUGGUGCAGAUUAAAUGCUAUUGAAUUUAAAUGUAAAAAUAUAAACAUAUUGACCAACGAAAAUUUGGCAGUGUAUAUACAUAUAUAC